CGGAUCACAGUGCCAUAUCCUAUUUAUAAAUUCUGCCUGAGCAAAAUCGUUCUUUUAGGGUUUUUCUUAUCUAACUUUAAGCGCCUCCAUUUCCCCUGUUUUUCACUUGUCCUAACUAAUAUACCUCCGCCAUUUUCAUCCAUUGACAGCAGCAGCAAGAUGGCGUCUGUUGAAAUUGCGAUGCCGCCGCCGGAGAUCAACGAGAACUAUGUCGCGGAUGUUAAACUUUUCGGUAAAUGGAGCUUUGAAGACGUUACGAUCCAAGAUAUUGCCUUGGCCGAUUACAUUGGUGCUUCCCCCGUUAAGCAUGCAACCUUUGUGCCUCAUACUGCUGGUAGAUACCAAAUGAAGCGAUUUAGGAAAGCCCAAUGUCCCAUUAUUGAGAGGCUUACCAACUCUCUCAUGAUGCAUGGACGCAACAAUGGUAAAAAGUUGAUGGCUGUUCGUAUUGUGAAGCAUGCCAUGGAAAUCAUCAACCUCUUGACUGAUCAGAACCCAAUUCAAGUCAUUGUUGACGCCAUUAUUAACAGUGGACCAAGAGAAGAUGCUACUAGGAUUGGAUCUGCUGGUGUCGUUAGGCGUCAGGCUGUUGAUAUUUCUCCCUUGAGACGGGUUAACCAGGCCAUAUACCUUUUGACAACUGGUGCUCGAGAAAGUGCUUUCAGGAAUAUCAAGACUAUUGCUGAGUGCCUUGCCGAUGAACUCAUCAAUGCUGCCAAGGGGUCAUCAAACAGUUAUGCCAUCAAGAAGAAAGACGAAAUCGAAAGAGUUGCCAAGGCCAACCGUUAAGUUCGAAAUUUGGUUCACAACGAUUUUGUUUAUUUUGCAAUUUUGAAAGCCUAGACUCAUAAAGAGUAAUAUGUAUGGUGGGUUUGUUCGUUAGUUUCUCUUGCAUAUCGACAAAUUUGUAAUGUUGGAUUUUAGAUUCACUGAUGCUAGUUGUGAAUGAGAACCCCGAAUCGAUGCUAUGUUGGUUUCCUCUUGGUUAAUUUUUACCCGAGGUUAUAUUUUUAUUAUUUUUA
Amaranthus tricolor (Joseph's coat) is the source of this 1022-nucleotide messenger RNA. Its product is annotated as 40S ribosomal protein S5-like. The record is from RefSeq and is a predicted model, not a curated record. The transcript is spliced from 5 exons. Gene Ontology annotation, cellular component: ribosome; cytosolic small ribosomal subunit. Gene Ontology annotation, biological process: ribosomal small subunit assembly; translation. Lineage: Eukaryota; Viridiplantae; Streptophyta; Magnoliopsida; Caryophyllales; Amaranthaceae. Gene Ontology annotation, molecular function: structural constituent of ribosome; rRNA binding; mRNA binding. Bases 160 to 789 code for a protein of 209 amino acids.